Molecule: messenger RNA, 3085 nt
Organism: Sebastes umbrosus (honeycomb rockfish)
Lineage: Eukaryota; Metazoa; Chordata; Actinopteri; Perciformes; Sebastidae
Product: zinc finger protein 2 homolog
Exons: 11
Coding region: 966-3011 (681 amino acids)
Source: RefSeq, a predicted model, not a curated record
CGUGCACGCAGAAGCACUUGUCAACAGAGAGGCGUAAACACACACAAAACUCGCUCAUCGUUUCAGUCGUUGCCCUUUGAAGUCCUCAAAUAUCAUGAAGCAUUUACAAUCUAAUUAUGUGCGUUUCUUUUUUUUUUAUUCCUCCACACUCUGUUCUCCCCCCUCCGAUCCCAGCUGUGAAUUGAGAGGGGGAGAAAGAAAAAAAAAAAAAACAGGAAAAAGAGCGAAAGCAUAAAGAUGAGACCGCACGGAGAGAAACAAACAUGGAGAGAGGAAGGCAUGGAGGAAGAGGAUGUGUGUUGACAGUUGAUUUAAGCGUGUGACAUGUGAGUUAACUGGUGGGUUGUAACCUGAGAGGGGGUUCACCUGGCACUCGACAACAAUGGACCCGGGGAAAUCCAGCUGUCCUUCUGUGUAGGAUGCUGGUGAAACAGUCGGCGGUGGAGCCCGGCUCUGUCCCGGCCUCCGGGGAGAGGGUUAGGGCAGCCACCCAGGUGCCCUGAACCAGAAUGAGAGGCUAAACUGGGCCGCAGGAUGCCCCCGGUCCCUUGGAUGCCUCUCCCAGGGAAGAGAGGGAGGGAUCCGGAGGCCAGCCCAGCCCGGCGCGGUCCAAAAACUGAGCCCGAGUCAUCCCAGGGGACCAGGACAAUAGCCAAGAAUGUGCUCAUAUAUGGUCACGACGCCGAACGCAGAUGGAAUCAGACCGACACGGAGGACGCUGGGAAAAAAUAACCGAGCGGGGUUUUUCGGGUCCCAUCUUACCUGCUCUUCGGGAGGUUGUCUCGUCUCCGCUGAAAGACCUCUGUGUGUGUGGAAAUGAAAGAGGAGGAGCCCCACGCAGGUCAAAAACUCUAGCCAGGGGGCCCAGAUGAGCUUGCAGACCUCCAUGUCCCUCGAGUGAUAUAUUCCUGCCGCUGUCAUCACUAAGGCUGCUGAUUCCUCCUCUGCGGCUGCUUUCUGCAGCGAUGUGGCAGGUGGCUCAACGGAGAGAGGUUCUCGAUUAUGAAAAGCUCGACGAGUUUGUGACGCUGGUGACGGCGACAGUUCCAGACCUGCUCAAUCCAAAGCAACGAGGCAAGCUGCUCCUGCGACUGAGAGCAAAAGUUAUUCUUGAGUUGUGCAGAAAUGAGGAAACAGCCAACAUUUCGUGCAUACAGCCUCACCUAGAGCGAAUCCGCCCUGCAGGAUACACAGGAAGUGGAGAUGCAGAGGUGGAUGCAGAGGAGGCCAUUUUUGUGGAGCUCAUCCAAACGCUACUGAAAGACCCAGCAGAGAGGGAGCAUUUCUACCAGGAAGUUUUUCCAACAGAGUACGGCCCCAGCUACGACACCGACAUGCAGCUCAUUGUGUGGGAGUUUCUGUCUAAACUGGAGAAACUCCUGCCGGUACCAGACCUCAGUCAGAGUGUGUCGUGGCUGACCUCUGCCCCCUCUGUACUGAAGGACUGCUUACAAACGCUCUCCAGUCCUGAUGACCUCAGGUCUCUCCUGCAGCACCACAAAUGCCUCGAGCAUCUUGGAACACAAGGUACCACUGUGGAGAUGUCCUCCCAGGUGUUUGCCUGCUCAGAGUGUCCAUUCUUCCACAUGCAGGAGUCUUACCUGCUGCAGCACAUCGAGCACAGCCACCCAGAGCAGUACAGCAAACUCCAGAAGUCUGCAGAGACAGCCGAUAUCACCAAGAAGAAGGCCCGGCGUCCCGACUUCCCAAAGCCGUUCCCCAUCCACGACAGGCCCGACCCUCACGCGUGCCAGGAGUGUGACAAAACUUUCAAACGCGCCUCGGACCUGACUCGCCACCAGCGGACACACACGGGCGAGCGCCCGUACACCUGCGAGGAAUGUAAGAAGGGCUUCAAGAACUCUUGGGAUCUGACCCGACAUCAGCGCAUUCACACCGGAGAGCGACCCUUCCUCUGCUCGCUGUGUGGCAAACGCUUCACACAAAUGGGUUUGCUCAAGCUGCAUUACGAACGUACCGCCUGCGGUCAGACUUGCAACCCUCCCCUUGACUUUACGACGGAGGUCGUGGUAGCGGAGGUGACGUCGGAGAAAGAAGGCGGUCAGUACAAAUGCCAGAAAUGUGGCGAGAGCUUCGGUAGCAUUCUGGAGCGUCUGAAGCACAGGCAGAGACACGUGGUGAGGCAUCAGUACAAGUGCUCCAUGUGUGAGAAGAUAUACGGCCGAGCAUCUGACCUCAAGAGGCACCAGAUGAAACACACCGGCGAGCGGCCGUUCGCCUGCGAGUGUGGGAAAAGCUUCACGCACGUGUGGCUCCUGAAUAAGCACCAGCAGAUCCACACCAGGGAGCGUGCGUACCCAUGCACAGAGUGCGGAAAGAGCUUCACACAGCUCCAGAUCCUCAACAGGCACCUGCUGACUCACAAUGGCCAGCGACCUUUCCAGUGCUCCCACUGCGAGAAGAGCUUCACCCAGCUGGCCAGCCUCACGCGCCACGAGAGAAUCCACACGGGCGAGAGGCCGUACGUCUGCGCCACCUGCGAGAAGACGUUCCUCACGCACGGAGAGCUGGCGAGGCACCAGCGCAGCCACAGCAACUUCAAGCCGUUCGCUUGCCCACAGUGCCCGAAGAGCUUCAAAACCAAGCGAGCUCAGAGCGAACACCUCAACACGCACACGGGAGAGCGACCGUUCGCGUGCAGCCGUUGCGGGAAGAGGUUCGCCAAGUCGACCUCGCUCGUCCGACACAACCUGACCCACACGGGGGAGCGGCCUCACCAGUGCUCCCAGUGCGGGAAGACCUUCCUCACCUCCGGCGAGCUCCUCCUCCACAAGCGGAUCCACACAGGAGAGAGGCCUUAUCCCUGCUCCCACUGCGAGAGGAGGUUCAGGUGCUCGUCCGACCUCAACAUGCACGUCCGAACACACACCGGGGAGAAGCCACACGGCUGUCUGCUCUGUAAGAAGAGUUUCUCGACUUCCACGAGGCUGAAGAGACACCUGCGCACGCACUUGGAGAAGGGGAUAGUCGUGGAAUCAUUUACUCUUUGAGACAUCGGGAGCUAAGAAUGUAUUUAUUAGAAGAUGAUUGUUUCUUCGUCAUUAAAAAUAAAAACUGUCUUUAA